AAAACCAGCCUGACUGAUGUCAUCAUCCGUAUUUCUCAAUUCCUAAUUCACAGUCGCUGUUUAUUUAAUUACUGAAGCUGGGGCUAGGACACAUAGCUAAUUAAGCUGUUAUUCAUUUGGCUUAGCAGUAUACAGUUUACUUGAAAACGGAUUGUGUUUCAACAACCUUGAGGACAGAACAUGUGUGCUACAUUUCGUAAAAGACUGUAGAUUUCGGGAAAAGUGUACCCUGCAUGCAGUACCAUGUCAGGUACAGAGCAGAAUAUAGUGAACUCUAUGCAACAGUUAUCCGUGCAAUCGAGCAACAGUGGUCCUACUGAGAAGCCAACACAAGUAGUCACUCCAGCUGUGAAGAGCCAGCCUGCCUCUGCCGCUAAGAUAACCCCUGUGAAAGUGAGCUCUGUGUCCCCAGCUAUUGCUACUAUUGACAGACUCUUGAGCCUUGGUGCUAACAUACCCCCACCACCACCACCUGUCAUUACAAGAUCCUCAGAUAUGGACCCCCACACUGUUGAACAACUGCGGGCUGUCAAAGAGCUCCUCACGGCUCAAGAAGAAGAGGCACAGAACUUAAGAGAUCUAAACCGUGACCUCAAGGAGCGUUUGGAAGAAUGUGAAACAAAAAUUAAAAAGUUGUCAGAACAAAAUGAAGAAUAUUCAGAGAAAGAAAAAGCUCUCUCACAGCGUGUAGCUGAAAAAGUGAAAAAUAAUAAACAAAUGAGUGUGGUGAUGGAGGAGUAUGAGAGAACCAUCUCUUCGCUGAUUGGUGAACGUGAAGCAGAGGCUAAGAGGUGGGCUGAGGAGAGGAGUACUCUUGUACAAGAGAGAGAUGAGGCAGCAGCACAUCUGGGAUCUAUGGAGCAUGCCUUUAAUGAUGUUCAUACAAAGUAUGAACGGUGUAAAGUCAUAAUACAAGGUUAUAAGGGGAAUGAGGAAACUUUAAAGAGAACUGUUGAAGAGAACACAGAUGCUAUACAAAAAUUAGAAGCAAGAUAUGAGACAUUGCGACAGCAUGCAAUGCAGCAGCUUAACAAAGCUAAUGCAGAGUUGGAUGCCGUGAAGAAGGCUCACCAAGCAGAGAUUCUGAAACUGAAUGCCAUGCUGAAAAAGAGUGAGGUACAUGCUUCAUCGUUACAGGAAUCACUCGCUCAGAAAAUAAAAGAUAAUGAGGAGCUCACUGCCAUCUGUGAUGAACUCAUUAACAAGGUUGGUUAAUUGAUGUUUAUCUAACAUGCAUUUUAAUAUAUUUAUAUUAUUUAUAUCCAGGUAAUGAAUUAUACAGUAACAAUUAUGCAACAACCCAUUUAAAUGUAUAAAUAUCAGUCAAUAAUAUUUGUUACCAUUUCUCAAAUUCACAUUUGCUAUGUUACAUAAUAUGUAUAAGUUAUUCAAUGUGUGAAAAUAAUUUAAUUAUGUGCAAUGUUUCUUAUUUUUUAUUUUUGUACAUUUUUUUUUAAAUUAGUAUUAAGUUUUUAUAUUACUUUAUGACAUUUUUAUUGUUGUUAAUUACAACAUUAUUGAUAGAUUUGUUUUGUAUUACAUUCAGUAUUCUGUCUUAGUUGGUGCCUUUUCUAAAAACAGUAAUAUUGAAUAUUGUUUCGUUGAAUUAAUAACAUUAUUUAAUGGUACCCCAGUUGUAAUCUACCUGUAAUAUUUGUUGUAAAAUAUAAUUUUCCCAAAGAAUUUAAUAUCAAAGUGGAGCUCAAUGUAUUACGAAUAAUCCUUAUUCACAUUUUGAGAAGUAUCUUCCUGAUUAGCUGCCAUAUUUGAUUUUGAAAUUUCAAUUAUAAUUAUGUAUAAAGUAUAGUAGAUGUUUAAACUUUAUGUAUGUGCUUGAAAUGUAGUGUUAAUCAUGAAAAGGAAAUUCUUUAGAAUAUUGUCAUGUUAAGUGCUAGUUUCUAUGACAUCGACAAGUAUUGUAAGGUUGAAACUGAAAUUAAUCUGGACAUUAUUGGUUUUGUUCUUCUAGUCCUUUGAAAUUAUGAAUAGCUGGGCAACAAAGCUGUUUACAAUGCUGGGUAGACUAUAGCACGAGAUAAUCUAGGAAAGAAAGAGCUUUAGAAGUUUUAUGAACAGCUAACAUUCAUUUGUUUUAGUAAAAUAAUUUAAAAGCAAUAAUAGUACUAUUGUAGAUUAGACACAUACACAUCUAAUAUAAAUAGCUUUGCUGCUACUUUAACAAGGUAUUCUCCUCAGUAGAAAUAUGAAUGCAUAUCUUCAAAUUCAAACUGCCUUUCGUCCUAUAAUGAGAACCAAUCCAUGCUUAAAGCAUCCUCCCCAUAAAUACACAAAUAUUAUAGUUUGUCCCAUAUAAGUUACUAAUUUACUAACAAAAUGUAUUUAACAUUUUAUCUCAUAUUGUAACGUGCCUUCAAAUAUAACCAUCACCAUCCAUACAGUCCAUUGUAUUGUGAUUUCCUUAAAUUUUUGAAAUUGAACUACAUCAAGAGGAAAUUUUCGAUUUCCCUUGUUAUUUUGAUUUUGUCAAAUAAAUGUAUUUAGGAUAAGUGAAAAAUGGAUGGUUUAAAAAUAAGGGAAAACUAAAAUAAAAAAGUUACUAAAUAAUUACAAGCCUGAACGAUUAUCGACAUUCCACGAUUUUAUUUUUAUAGAUCUUUUAUGUGAAAAGAAAUAUAAUUUUCAAUAAUACACAUGUUCUCAUAGUUUUGCUAAAACUCUUAUCAAGUUGCAGAUUGUUACGUCUAACUGUUUCAUUUGUAAACUCAAAAUUCUCAUUUUCGCCUUUUAGUUCUAAGCAUAAUUUUGUAAUAUUAUUACAUAUUUUUUGUAUAAUUAUCUAUAAUUCGUACGAAUUGCCUACAAUUUAUGUGAAUAAAAUGAGAAUUAAAUCGAUUCCACAUUUGUA
Pectinophora gossypiella (pink bollworm) is the source of this 2866-nucleotide messenger RNA. RefSeq names its product transforming acidic coiled-coil-containing protein 3-like. NCBI's taxonomy places the organism in Eukaryota, Metazoa, Arthropoda, Insecta, Lepidoptera, Gelechiidae. The coding region runs from base 244 to 1215 and encodes 323 amino acids. The record is from RefSeq and is a predicted model, not a curated record. Gene Ontology annotation, cellular component: cytoplasm. Gene Ontology annotation, biological process: cerebral cortex development; cell population proliferation; mitotic spindle organization. The transcript has 2 exons.